UCAUGUAUUAUAAGGGAUAAUGUACCCCCUACUGUAAAUGAUAAGGAUAUUAGCAGUCACUGAGGGGUUCUGUGAGUUGACAGAAAUGGUGCCAGGGGCAAUAGUGAGCACAGCAAAUCUCCUCCCCCACUUGCCAUGUUGCCCUCUUGCCCGGCUGUACAGUGUAAAUGGGGUAAAUGUGUCGGAUGUGAGUGGAAAGUGAAGGGAAAAGCGUCUGUGUAGGAGAAUGAUAUAAAGGGGAGGAGCCCACAGCUUCUAUCCCCGCCCCCCCAGCCCGGGCAGGUCACAUGUCUCAGCGCUGGAAUCUGCUGUCUGGCUCCUCCCCCAGUGACAUCAGCAGCAGAAAACGAAAGUGAGUGGGGGGGGGCCUUCAGCCUCUCCUUCCUCUUCCUCCCCAGCAGCCUCGGACUCUGCCAGCAGGGUUGUACCCACAUAUCCGUGCCGGGAGCAUCCAAGGGGCAGGAAUGGAAGAGUACAAAACGUUACCAUUGGACGACUGGACUGAGGAGCACGUCAGAGACUGGUUGCGCUCAAUAAGACUCAAAAAGGAACACACUGACAGACUGUAUGAAGAAGAAGUGACGGGGCCAGUGCUGAAGGAAUUGAAACAUGAGUUUUUAAGGAUUUUUGGCAUGAAAGAAGGACAGAUCCAGCUAUUAAUUAGCAAGAGAGAUGAGAUUCUACUGGGACAGAAAUCCACAGAGCCUGGUUCUCCUUCCCAGAACACACAGGCCAGUUCAUCCCAUCAGGAACCACAAGCUCUUGCAGAUCCUUCAAGCAGCCUAAAAGGGACAACAAUUUGUACCGCAGUGGUGCAAACCCCUCUGGCUGAUCCAUGCAGCACGCCUGAGCCUCCUUUAGUCUCACAAACCCCUCUGGCUGAACCGUGCAGCACGCCUGGGCCUCCUUUAGUCCCACAAACCCCUCUGGCUGAACCGUGCAGCACGCUUGGGCCUCCUUUAGUCCCACAAACCCCUCUGGCUGAUCCAUGCAGCACGCCUGAGCCUCCUUUAGCGCCACAAAUCCCUCUGGCUGAACCGUGCAGCACGCCCGGGCCUCCUUUAGUCCCACAAACCCCUCUGGCUGAACCGUGCAGCACGCCCAGGCCUCCUUUAGUCCCACAAACCCCUCUGGCUGAACCGUGCAGCACACCCAGGCCUCCUUUAGUCCCACAAACCCCUCUGGCUGAUCCGUGCAGCACGCCCGGGCCUCCUUUAGUGCCACAAACCCCUCUGGCUGAUCCGUGCAGCACGCCCGGGCCUCCUUUAGUGCCACAAACCCCUCUGGCUGAUCUGUGCAGCACGCCCGGGCCUCCUUUAGUGCAACAAACCCCUCUGGCUGAUCUGUGCAGCACGACCGGGCCUCCUUUAGUGCCACAAACCCCUCUGGCUGAUCUGUGCAGCACAACCGGGCCUCCUUUAGUGCCACAAACCCCUCUGGCUGAUCUGUGCAGCACGCCCGGGCCUCCUUUAGUGCCACAAACCCCUCUGGCUGAUCUGUGCAGCACGCCCGGGCCUCCUUUAGUGCCACAAACCCCUAAGGGGCAACACAACACAAACCUCUCGGGGGCCUGUAAGCCAUUGGGAAGUACAAAGGAUUCACCAGUGUUAUUAUCCUCAAGUAUUUUCCGUCCAUUUGAUAAAGAAGUAGGGAACUUUAAAUAUGUGAAAAAUAAUGUUCUUUCACCUGAAACUGGGGCUAUAGAUCUGAUCCAACCUUGUCAUGAAUAUAAGUCUUUUUCCACGGCUGCCAAACUAGACCGGCUCCGAAUUGGGACCAAAUUUGCUUAUGAGGUUCUUCGGUUUGGCUGUGCUUGUCUGAACACGAGGACAAAUGGUACAAUACACUUCGGAAUCAUGGACAGCAAGGAAGACAAAAGUUACCAACAUGGCCAAAUCGUUGGAAUCCCUGUACAUGACAAGGACUGGUUUGUGGAUGCAUUAGACUGCAUGGAGAAAGCGUUUGCUCAGAAUGACAAGGCUGUCGCUCGGGACUGUAUUCGGCCACCAAAAUUCAUUGAAGUCAUUGAGAGGGAUGGUGAGGAGCAAAGGUUUGUCGUUGAGGUGGACAUUGUUCCUGACUUCCAUUUAGUAAAAGGAAAGGCCUUUCAAGUGGGCUUGCCGAAGUUUAAUGAGAAGAGCAAUAAAGUUUCCCACGAAAAGAAAGCAAUGUAUCGGAGGGUGGGAGCCAAAUCUGAGCCCGUCUUAGACGAUGAUAUGGUUCCGUUUAUACAAGGCCUUCAGAAUGUGGAUCUCAAGCGGCAAAGAGCAGAAUCUAGAGCAAACCAUGAUAUCAUGGCUCCAGGGGAUUUGGGGACGAAAAUAUCAGCCCUGCUCACCGAUGGAAAGCGGUAUUUAGAUGACUCUCUUCGAUAUAUACUUGUCACAAAUGGCUGUGGAGAGAACCAUCUGACACACACAAGCUUUUUAGUGCGGAUGAGAAUAUUAUGCGUCUUUGAUUUUGACCCAGAUUCUGACAGCAGCGGUUUAUGUUCUAUUUACAAAAAGCACCAUGCUACAAACAUCCAUUCCUUAAAGGGCUUUUCCAUGGACAGUGGGGUGGGCACAUGUGAACAUCUGAAGAAGAACCUCUCCUUGGCUACUCAGACUACCUGGAUAUUCUGCAAUGGGCGAACCAAUUAUCGUGGAGGAGAUGAAGCCUGUGAUGAAAAUACAUGGAUCAGAACCAAGAGAAAAUUCCUGAAGAAAGUGAUUUCCUUAAUCUGCGAUGAAAUCCUUCCAAGAGGCUACUUCAAGGUCCUCUUCCUCCUGUUGUCUCCUGUGGAAAAGCCAAUUGUGGAAACAUUUCAGGAGUUUUACACCGAACUGAAUGGGAUGGAGUAUAUAAUGUGCAUUGCAGAGAAUAAAGAACAUUAUGAGAAAUGGGCCAGUCUGGCUCAAGCCUCCUGCCCAAAAGAGCUGCUGGAACAGAGGAGUGUAGUUGGCAUGCAGCUAAGCCAUGUUGAUGCCACUGUACAGAGCCUCUUUCCCUCAGUGUCCAACAAUAGGCGUCUGCCAGUUUCCACCAAAGGUGUCUGUGUCCUUGCAACCCCCGACGAGGAACGGAUGCACUCGCUGGAGAUCCUGUGUGAGAACCAAUGCAGUCAUCUCAAUGUAGACUCCUUGGUGAAGCAACAGAUAGAGGAGAUAGAAAGUACAUUCUACCGGGGUGGCAAAAUAUGUUGGAAACAUUUCUGGCUGGCAGAACAAAAGAAAUGUGGCGCUCUAAUACAGCGUGAUGCAUGUGGCGAAGUGGAGAAAAUCCUAGAAAACAUUUUGCAUGAGAACAUGAUCAGACUUCCUGUUGCUCGGAUCAAAGUCGUCCACCAUCCGGGCAGCGGCGGAAGCACAGUCGCAAGACAGAUUCUUUGGAAAAAGAAAAAAAACUUAAGAUGUGCCAUAGUGAAACCAUCUUGUUCAGUCUCCACAGUCUGCGAACAUGCCACGCGCCUUCGAGAAUAUGAUGAAACCGACGUGGACCAGUGUCUUCCUGUUCUGCUCCUGAUCGAAGACUGCGAUGAAGAGUUCAUUGACGAUUUAAGGGACGAGUUAAUGAGAGCAACAGUCUGUAAGAAGAUUGAUCGGUCAAAGAGGUGCUUCAUUCUUCUCAGUUGCAAAAGGUCCAAUUGUCCAGAUAAUCUAUACAGGUCCUUUCCAUUGGCCACUGUCAUCAUCACUCAUAAACUUAGUGAGAAGGAGAAACUUGAAUUUGCAGCAAAAGUUAAAACCUUAGAGCAGCAGUUCCCACCUGAAUUUAUCAUCACGUUUGUCCUGAUGAGCAAAGAGUUUGAUGAGAAGUAUGUCACGGAUUUUGUGGAGCACGUUAUGCACGGGGUGGAGCUAUCGUCCAAUGUCACCCGUUUAAUGACCUUUGUUGCGCUUCUAAACAGCUAUGUAGAAAACUCUUUUCUUUCCCUCUCGCACUGCGAGGCCUUCCUAGGGCUAGACGCCCACACCAAAGGUCAAAGCGAAAUAAGGGAACAUAAUUUUAAGAAUUGCCUAAGUGAACAGGCAAGACUGAUAUUUCUUGAACUGGCGGAUCCCAAGUCUUUCAUUACUUCCAUUCAUAUCGUACAUUCUCUGGUUGCAAAGGAGGUUCUAAAGCAACUUUCUGGAAGUUGCCCUCAGAGUAAAAUUGCCAUGGACCUUCUGCAAGAAAAUGUCUUAUUCAACCACAGAUUUGGCCGGGAGGAAUUCCUCAGGUUCACUAGGGACCUGUUUUUCAGACGGCACAGAAUAAGCAGGGGAGAUAAUGUCGACACGUUUUUAUCGCCUCUUAUUGAGCAGGUUAUAGAGGUUGAACAGGAUCAACAGAAAGCCAUUGACCUACUGAAAGCUGCUUAUGAACGAUUCCAUAAAGAUCCCCUAUUUGCACAGCAGCUGGCUCGUCUGCAUUACCGAUAUGAGAAAUUUGAGGAUUCAAAGAAAUGGGUGGAGGUUGCUAAGGAACAACUGAGUGAUUCCUUUAUUUUGGACACGGAGGGGCAGUUGUACAAACAAUGGGUGAAUAGCCUGCUACAGAAUAAAGAUACUACUGUUAAUCUAGAAGAAGUCGCUAAUGUCAUUGCUAUGGCUCUGAAAUCCAUGGACUGUUUCCGUGCGGAACAAAGAGCCGCAAGGUCCGAAAUGGACGUCAUUAAUAACUCCGGCUACUUCGGAGAGGUUGAGGUUGGGUGCCGCUUGCUGAAACUUCUUUCGACGCUUGAAAUAUUUCCUCCGAGCAAAAACGGUGUGAACCGAGAGCUCCUACAGUAUCUGCUAACGGAUCACAUUCCCGAUGUUAUCAGAAAACCCUGGUAUCGGUUUCACAACCAUCUGAAAGGGCUUCACAAAAACAUAUCCAGCGCCUUGGCCUGGAUUUCUGAAGAACUCAGCUACUUUCAGGCUGAUAAAAUUGAUGAGGACAAGCAGAGGGUGGUGGAGGAGAGCAGAAGCAGCCCGCACAAGUGGCUGAUGGGAAAAACAAGGGUUUUUGCUGAGUUUUUUACUUCCCAGCUUUUACCCCCCAGUGAUGAGUCUGAGUUUCAAGCCUCGCUCAACACGUUCUUCCGGCGGAUGAACAUCUACAAACUGGGUGGUGGGAACCCAACUGCAAUCCUUUCCCUGCGGUCCGAUAAAGUCCACAGAGCAGAAGAAAAGCUCUCAGAGAUAUUAGAACUCUAUGAAGGAAUCUCAGAUCCAGGAGGACUGGCCGAUUCGGAUCUAAUUAAUUACCUGACUUGCCACAUAGCACUUGGGUGUGUGUCUCCUGGUUCCCCAAGUCUAUUCAAUUUAGAGCAGUUACGAGAUCUUUCCAAGCGUUUCCAGUCAAAGAAGAAGUCUUUCUCUGCCAGCGCCUACUUUCUGCUGCUUCUCCUUUUCUGGCCUGAUUAUCUGGAUGACCGAGAAGCUGAUGCAGAGAAAGACCACAUUUUGAACUUUGCUCUGCAGACUUUAAGGCGGCUGCAGGAAAUCAGAAUAAAGAAUGUUCCUGUGCGGAAGAAAAGGACCAAUGUGCUCUUCUUUAUGGGCCAGGGUCCCGGGCUUCACAAGCUUCUGCUCAGACGUCAGGUUGAGAAGUUGAUGAAAGGUCCAGUAAAUGAUUGGAGAUUAAAGUGGGACUAUGGGGUCAUGGAGAAGUCAGAAAAUGUGCAAAGACUCCUAAAAACGGUGCCCGGUUGGACAGAGGAUGGGAAGGUCUAUGUACGGGGGCACAGCCCAAAGCAAAAGCAUGAAGUCUUAGUCCUGAAUCAGUCGUCGGUGCCUCAUGGAAGUGAAAAUGUCACAUUUUAUUUAGCCUUUUCCUACGCCGGACUCAUUGCCUACAACCUCCAAGUACAAAAAUAAGUUGUUCUGUUUCAUGAGGAAUCUGCUCCAGGGGCAGGGAAGUCGGGUGUAAGGGGAAUACCUGGCAAAUAAGUGACUGAUAGAGUAGAACAACUCCUUAAAGAUGGUGCCUAGAGCUAACCCAGGAAGGUCCCACUGCUUAAUGCUCGAUUUUCUACCCUAUACAGUACAGUAUGCUAGCUGCUAAUAUCUACACUUUGGGUGGGCUCUGUGGGGGGGAACAUAUAUAAAGCUGGGUUUGGGGGGGAGGCACUUCAGCCUUGACUUCAUAGUGCCUGGUGUCUGGUUAUGUGGGAAUUGCCUCUGAGCCAUUAAGGGGACAUGGUCCCUCAGUGAUCAGCGCUAAGUAUCAAUAAAUCUCCUGUAUUUAUUU
Messenger RNA from Xenopus tropicalis (tropical clawed frog), 6198 nucleotides. Its product is annotated as provisional ortholog of sterile alpha motif domain containing 9 like. Bases 465 to 5825 code for a protein of 1786 amino acids. The transcript is spliced from 3 exons. NCBI's taxonomy places the organism in Eukaryota, Metazoa, Chordata, Amphibia, Anura, Pipidae. The record is from RefSeq and is a predicted model, not a curated record.